This is a messenger RNA of Phaeodactylum tricornutum CCAP 1055/1, 1995 nucleotides long. RefSeq lists its product with no specific name. Bases 1 to 1995 code for a protein of 664 amino acids. The transcript has a single exon. NCBI's taxonomy places the organism in Eukaryota, Bacillariophyta, Bacillariophyceae, Surirellales, Neidiaceae. The record is from RefSeq and is a predicted model, not a curated record.
AUGGUGCUCUGGAACUCGGUGCAGAUUCCGAAUGCAUCCAGUGAGCUCGAGGAUUUUACACACGGAACAUGGAUGAGCCUUGUUGGGCUGUUGCAUCCCUACGAAUUCUUCGUGACCGUCGAUCAAACUACGUUGUGGCGUCGCCACGUGGCUUGGGCGAAACCUAGCGGCGAAGAAAUUAGAGACUAUACUACCCAGCGCUUCUCCUCCAACAUGGUAUUUCUGUCGCUGUUACUCGGCACCAACAUGAAUGUUCUGUUCAAUUCAUCUGAGGAUUCAACACAAAUGCGAGCGGCACUUCAUGAUCAAAACUACACUUCUCUCAAAUUCUAUAUCGGAGUUGUACUAGCUCUAGGGUCAUGUAUAACUGUUAUUGGUCUUGUGGCUACCUUCACCGCCUGGGGUAUGAUCGGGGCCAUUUCGGACACCAACUCCCACUGCUUGCUACGCUCCUCCAUGGGCCAAUACGUAACGUCGCUACCUUCGCGGUUUGUAGUGGCUUCUUUGUACCUCUUUCUUUUAUGGCUCAUAUUAGCUGUGGCAGAAUGUAUGGCCGGGCCUUUUCAGUGGCUCCUGGUCGGAGUUGUCCUGUUCCUCUUCUUUCAGGUGGUUAUAUCUUUAUCAGCUUUUGGACGAUUGAUCAUCCACACAGGGGCCAUGAGUAAGAAACGUGUUUUAGACCCCGAAUUUGAGCGAUAUUUGUUACCUAGUGGCUUGCACGCGUCUUUAUUGAUCAAGGCCAGCGAAGGUUCGCGUCGGAGGACCUCCGUAAUGACGCAGUAUCACGGUGGAGUGUUCAAGAAAAGGCGAAACGGAUGCAGCAGAACCUCGCAUGUCGGCGACAAGACCCCGUCGCAGAAAUCGCAAGCAAUGCCAAACGCUAGUCCAUGCGAGGAUGUCAAUACCUCCUUGAAAUUUCUCAAUCCGAAGUUCUUAAACCACGAGGGCAAAGUUACUGUUCAAACCAGUGCGGAUAACUGGAACGAGACGACCACGGAAAAUACUCUGCUUCCCCCCGCCCACACUUCUAAAUCAGCAUCACCAGCGAGAGAUCCUAACCACGGCCUCCAUCAUGAUAGUAGUGAGUAUUCGACAGAGGAUGUCGAUGAGUUGGUAAAGCACAUCAAAUUUCCCCGUCCUUCCUUCUUAAACAGGACUGGACCUGAAGAGCUUCAGAACGUUGUGAACAUGACGCUGUCUCAAACGAACCUUGCAAUGGAAAACGACACGGAACCGCCAUCUACACCAGCCACUGGAUACGAGCUACGGCUGACAAAUGGAUUUAAUGAAGACACCCCUGAAGCAGCGGCUCGAAAAAUGGUCAAGCGUCAGAGUGCGACUUUUCGUCGAGGAGCAGUUCUGCAAAUGCAACAAGAAUGGGAGGAAGAAGCGAGCGUACGGAGCAUGUACAAUAUUGAUCCCCCAGUGGAAGUUCCUGUUCAACUUGAAACUUCUCGCUUCGAUAGGAAUCGAAUGCCACGCAUUAGUAUACUGAACCGAGCACGAGGGUUGGUUGCAUUACAACGUCUAGUGCAGGGAGGCGAUCUCGCGAACGAUUCGUCUGUUAUACAGCUAGAUCUAGCACAAUCUAACGGCCGGAAUCCGCUUCAUAACAUCCCAGAGAAAAAGCUCGAAUUUUUGCGAUCGGUAUCAGAGAAAUCAAAACCUUCUGUCGUAGAUCCCCAAACCGCACCUUCCCGAGAGGUUGACUACGGCUACACAUCGUUGGAAAACUCUGAGAGCCAGGACGCAUUCGCUUCUCCUUCUUCCAAGCAUAGUGUGUUGGCUAACAUCAAGCUUCUAGACAGUACUUCGCGUCCGCGUGAUAUGUUCUCUUUUUCUCCCGAUGAAGAAGAGGCCGGGGAGUACCAGGAAGUCCUACCCGAUGCGGAUGGCGGAGAAAGGCAGUAUCUACUGGGUCGAAAGGCCCGAAAAAUGUUCCAACGGAAUGCGCGAAAGCAGAAAAAAUCUCUCACCACCAAGAUGCAGUCAUAA